Messenger RNA from Pseudopipra pipra, 11622 nucleotides. RefSeq names its product sperm flagellar 2 (gene SPEF2). Gene Ontology annotation, biological process: sperm axoneme assembly. Gene Ontology annotation, molecular function: protein binding. Gene Ontology annotation, cellular component: manchette; sperm midpiece. The record is from RefSeq and is a predicted model, not a curated record. Bases 87 to 5426 code for a protein of 1779 amino acids. NCBI's taxonomy places the organism in Eukaryota, Metazoa, Chordata, Aves, Passeriformes, Pipridae. The transcript is spliced from 33 exons.
UGCCCCAACCGCGCAGGCGCCCCGCGCGGUCGCCGUGGCAACGGGACGCGGAGUGUGGAGGAAGCGGCGGCGGGUCCGGCCCGGCCAUGUCGCGAAUCCUCUGCGAAUGGCUGAACGAAGAGGUGAAGCUCUCCCGGCGCGUCGUUCCAGGAUCAUUUCCAGAAGAAUUUUCUAACGGCUACCUCCUAGGAGAACUUCUACACAAAUAUGGUCUUCAGGAUGACUUUAAACAAUUUUCACAGAGCAGGGUUGCAGAUGCAAAAGUUAACAAUUUUUCUCGCCUGGAACCUACACUUCACCUCCUUGGUGUGCCGUUUAAUGAGAAUGUGGCCCAAGACAUCAUGACAGGACAGCAUGGGGCUGCAACAAAGCUUUUAUAUGAAUUGUAUAUUGCUUUAGAAAAAAAGAGAAAGGCAAAGCACCCUGGAGUAGUCAUGGAAGCAAUAAGACCCGCCGCAACUACAAAUCUUAAGUCUAUUGAGAGUGUUUUGUAUCCAGAGCGUUUGAAAACUUUAGUGUCACAUCAGGCUGAUUUGCAGCUACAGCAGAUUUCGGAGCGUUUUGAAACAAAAUCCAAGGCAGUAGCAGAUAAAAUAGCUCGUACACAUUUUGCAGAGCAGCAGAGAGCUCAGAAGCUCCAAGAACAGCAAAGAGCUCAAGACAUUGAAGAGGAUCACAUUGGAAGAAGGAGACAAAGUGAAGUAGCGCACAGGAUUCAAACAGCUGGUUUAAAGGUUCCAAAGCCUCCACCAAGACCCAUCAUAAAAGCUAUUGAAACUAAAAAAUUGUUAAAGAAAAGAGAAGCAGAGAACGUAUACAAGGAAAUAGACAAGUUUGAGAAGUCUAUGACAGGAAAUGCCUUUGAAUUACACAGCCUGGUGACUGACAGUGAUAUACAAGAAUCAUUGCAAACACAGAAAUUGCAAGAAACAACUCAAGAAACUACUCAAGAAACUACAGCACAGACAAAAACUGAACUGUUAAAUGUUUAUUCAGAUGGUGAAUAUAUCAGGAAAAUUCAAAAACGUUUAGAGGAAGAUACAUUUGCUAGAGAACAACGAGCAAAGAGACGACGAAAAAUGCUAAUGGACCAGUUACUAGCACAUGAAUCUGAAGAGAAGGCUUACCGGGAGGAGCAGCUUGUUUACAGACUAAUGAAACAAUCUCAGCACGAGCGGAGGAUUGCUGCUCAACUCAUGCAUGUUCGACAUGAAAAAGAGGUGUUAAGGCAAAACAGAAUUUUUAGGGAAAAACAAUAUGAAGAAAGGCGGCAAAAAGAGUUCCAGGAAGCUCUUGACAGGGAAGCGGCUCUUGCAAAACAAGAAAACAUUGAUAAUGAAGAACAAAUAAUGAAAGAGAGAGAACAACAUGAGAAAAUUGCUGCUGAAAGAGCUCAGGCCCGCUAUAAAAAACAUUAUUCUAUGUGUUGGGAAGUGAUGGGCCAAAUCGUUGAUAUGUCGACAAAAGUAGGAGAAUAUCGCUACAUGACAAAGAACCGAGUUCCAUUAAAACUGAUGCUGGACUGGAAGGAAUUUUUUUUAAAUGGAAAACCAAUAUAUGAACAAGCCUCAAUUCAAUCUUUGCCAAAUGAACCUGGCCCAGAACAACUUGCAGAGAUGAGUAAAAUGAGUCUAUUAGAUGAAAAAGAUUAUGGUGAAUACAAGAGUAUGACAGGGGAAUGGAGUCCAACUGAAGAGAACAGUGAAAACAAACCUCAUCUUAAUAAUAACAUAUUGGGUCAUGUGCUUCGUAGACUGAUGGAGUUGUUCUAUCCUCCACAACCCAAACCUUCACCACGUGUACUUACUUCAUUUCCUGUCAAGGGAUGUAUUUUGGGAAAAAUUUUUAGUGGAAAAACUACCUGUGCAAAGUUUAUUGAAAAAGUUUGCAAUAUUCAGGUACUAUCUGUCGAUACUCUGGUUUGGGAAGCCAUCGAGUCUUUUCUUAAAAAUGAAAUGAAAAGUGAACAUGAUAUGAUUCCACAUGAAAAGAGUUCUGGGGAACAAAAUAAGCUGUCUGUACGUGCCCAGCUUGGCGCCGCAUCGCAGAAAUGGUUGAAGAAAGGAAAAAGUAUUCCUGAUGAACUACUAAUUGACCUCUUGUUGGAAGCCAUUAACCAAAUACCACCAGAGAAGGGGUGGAUUGUGGAAGGGUUUCCAAUGACUAUUAAUCAGGCAAAGCUAUUUGACAAAGCCUAUACAGGGAAUGAUCCAGAGGAAAAAGAUGCAAUUCCUGGAAGGCUCUCACUUGCUAUCGAUCCCAGAGCCCCUAACGAGCCUCCUGUUACCUCGCCUGCAUUUGAUGUUUCUGUAUUAUUGGAUAUUUCAGACACUGUGGUACUGAAACGUGCAGCUAACAUGAAGUUAGAUAAAUCAAAGUCAUCUCAAACUGAACAGGAGAACAGUGAUCAAAAUUCAGAUCCUGAAAUCCUAGAAGAGAGGAUUGACUUGGACAAGGACCAGGUCGUACAUAGAAUUUCAGGCUUUCUAGACACAUGGCCAAAAUUGGAGAAAUGGUUUUCAGUCCAUCAAAAUAUUCUAGUGAGUGUAAAUGCAGAGACAGAAGAAAGUCAUGUGUGUGAAACAGUGAAGGAAAUUAUAAUGGAAGAAAUUGCGAAAAACCAGAAUAGAAGGUCUACUCAAGAAAUAGCACCAGCAGAAGAAAAGCCUUUACCAGAUACAGAAGAAAAGCCUUUACCAGAUACAGAAGAAAAGCCUUUACCAGAUACAGAAGAAAAGCCUUUACCAGACACAGAAGAAAAGCCUUUACCAGUUACAGAAGAAAAGCCUUUACCAGUUACAGAAGAAAAGCCUUUACCAGUUACAGAUGAUCUGCUUCCUCCCUCUCCUGAGACACCACCACCACCAAUAGAACCAGGAUCAGAUGAAUGGAUUUAUGUAGAUGAACCACUUCCCCAGGAGAUAAUUGAUUUUUUAGUACCUUACUGGGAAAUGAUAGAAAAUACAUAUAUAAAUACCAUCAAAACUGUACUUAGAUGCCUAAGGGAUGAACAAUACGCGAUGAUUCAUUACAUAGCAGAUAUUAGAGAAAAUUUCCAAGAUUAUUUGAAACGUCCACAUCUUAAGCAGGAGUUUGUAUCUCAGUGGCAAACAGAUUUUAAUUCAAUUUCUGAUGACUUGCGAGAUGAUGAGGAAACAAAAGCUGAACUACACCAAAGAGUUACUGACCUAAGAGAUCUUCUCUGGGAUAUCUGUGACAGCAGAAGGGAAGAAGCAGAGCAGGAACGCGUUGAUAUCAUGAAUAAAGGCUGGCUGCCAGAUCACAGGGGAAUUGCAAUGAACCAUUUCUUUUCACUUAUGCAGGUUGAAAUGGAUCGUUUCCAAGAUACAAAGAGAAUUCUUCAUGACUACUAUAGGUCAAUGGAAGGAAAAAUCCCAACAGAAGACAGUAAAGAUUUUACUAGAAUCCCACUGUUAGAUAUUUUUGAUGUAAAGCAGAAGGAAGAUGUAGAUAAGGAAGAUGUAGAUAAGAAAGAUGUAGAGCAGAAGGAAGCUGUAGAGCAGAAGGAAGAUGAAGACAAAUCAAAAAGGAUUCCUCUGGUUUCUUGGAAUCUGUUUUCACCAGAAAUUAAUGCUGAGACAGAAAACAAGAGAACUCUGCAGGCAAGUCCUAACGUUGAGAAUUCUGAAAAUAGACUGGCUACUUGCAGGAAUGAUGAAAGGCUUAUUAUUUAUACAUGGCAAAAAGCAGUAACAGCAGUAUCAAGUAUGGUAACAGCUGAAAUAGAGCUUAGAGAAAUGGAGGAAGAAGAACAUCAGCAGCAAAAACCGAAAGAAGAUCCGAAACGCUCAGGCAAAGCUGCUGGGAAAGAUGUCAGAAAGCCUUCUACCAAAUCACUUACUAAGAAGAAAGGAUCACAGAAGAAAGUCAGUGUAAUUCCUUUAGACCCAGAAGAAUUAAAGAAACAAGAACUGGCACUUAAAAUAAAACAAGAACAUCUGAGUGCCUUGAAACAUGAGGAGGCAGCCACAAAAUCUCGACUAGAACUUAUAAAAGAAAAAGCUUUAGCAUUUCUUGAAGACCUAAAAAUGAAAGCAGAAGAGGCUUACAGAGAUAUGGAAAAGUGGCUUGGAUCCACCUUCCUGGCAGAAAUGGCCAGUGUUGAAAAGCUGGUUGAGGCUGCACGAUAUCAUGUUGAGAGUUCUAGCAAAAUCCAAUAUGAAAUGACUUUAGAAGACACAGAUUUCUUCAUCAAUGGCGAUGUAAAAAUGUUUCCUGACCCUGUUCCUGACCCUGUUCCUGUACCACAAGUUCCACGCAUAAAAACUUCUAGAAGUACUCUAACUAUUUCACAACUCACUAAUCUUCAUAAGCAGUUUCUACAGGUGGCACCUAAAGCCAUAAAAUGUGCACAGCUGUGCUUUUUCAAAAGGACAAGACUUUCGACUGGAAAGAGAAAAAAAAUAAGUUUCAUACGAAAGAAAGUAUUUAUUGACAUUUUUAGUCGCUUGGUUAAUUUGAAUCGUGGAGUAAAUUGCCUUCCUGAUCGAUGGAUGAACUUAAAACUUCCAGAUUUAGAAAAUCUGGCAUCUGCAUUCUCAGUGAACGCAGAAUUUACUGACUGGCGCAGAUUCUUGGUAGCAGCAGCACAGCCUUGGCCAGUGCCAUCUGUGACACAACUCCUCAAAACACUGCAUAGCUUCAAGGCUGUUGAUGUAGCUGGAUCAGGCUUUGUUACAGAGGAAUACUACUUGAAGGUUGGCUUAUGGUUUAAUGGAGAUGAAGAUCUAAGCAUAACAAAAAGUUGCACACAAUCUGUGCCUUUAGAUAGGCUAAAACACCUCAUAAAGUUUUUCUUCAGUUUAUUUGCUGAUACCAGAAAAGAUCCUGCUCUGCUUGACUAUACUGAGAUGCUGCUUUAUUUUGCCUCCCACUCUGAUCCAGUUGAAGGUGUAUACAGAGCACUUAGCAUUGCUACUGGAACAUAUGUUCACAGAAGAAAGGAAGCCUCUCAUCCAUGUGCGGAUUCUCCAUACCCCAAAACAUUGUCAAAUGAGAAGACUUUAAAAGAAAAUGAAAAAGAAGUCUUGAAUUACACCGGUGAAGGAGUAAUUUCAGUGGCAACUCUAUUCAAAGUAUUUCAUACUGGAGGAAGAAAAGAUCAAGAUAAUCAUAGAUUUAGCGAUCUGGAGAAGGCAGGCAACUAUGAUGAGCAUUUCAUCAAAAUAUACAAAGAAUUAGAUAUUGAAGAUCUGACACCUAUUCCGGUUAAACUCCUUUUGAUUCACUCCUUCAUGAAAGACUUGAUCAACAGCUAUCAAGGAUAUAAACUUCAUGUGAGUAUUGCUUUUUGGGACCAAGAACUUUGUAAGCAUACAUAUUUAAAUUUGCAUUAUCCUAGAAAUGUAAAUGUAAUUCGUGUAGGUGCUGCCAAUUUGCAAUGUAGAUCAGCUGUACAACUGUAGGUUAGAUCAGUUGUUUUCUUGUCCGUGAAAGGCUGCGCUGCUUUCUGACCUAUUUUUUGUACACAUCUGGCUGGCCUGUAGCUGCCUACAGCCUUGUCACAUCCAGCAUUUUCUACAGCCUUGUCACAUCCAGCAUUGCCUUUCUCCUUACCCAUAGGAAGGAUACUGGUUGUGUUAUCUUCCCAACAGGAUCAUACUGCAGGACACUACAGGAUAUGUGAUAGGUCAUGUUCCAUCCCAGGCCAACUAGGCUGCGGAAAAGGGCAUUUGGAGGUAGUAGAGGACCAAGUGUUCUUCCCUGCCAUCCUCUAGAGCUUCCCUCUUACCUGCACCUAUGCUUAAACAUGCAUUAAAACAGUUGCACAUAAGGCAGGUUUGAGCCAGAGUAUAACCCUAUUUAAUGUGUCAAACUAUGGCAAAAAUACACGAUAUAUAGGGUCUAAGAAAAUAGUGUGAGACAAGAUGAAAGGAUGCUUGCAUUUGCAUGCCCAGAGUUCAAAUAUAAACAGUCUUUACGGGUUUGAGAUGAUCACCACCAAGGGCACAUAGCGUCCCACAAAAUCUGAAUAAGAUAAAUUAUACUUCAGGAUUAACUUGCACAUUUUUCUGAAUUAUAUUCAUCACUUGUAGUGCUUGGCAUUUAUUAUAUCACUCAUAAUUGUUUUCAGUAAAAGAUGAGAUAUAAGAAUAAAAGAAUACAUUUACUCAGUCAAAAUGAGGGUUAAAAAUUAUUUUGCUAUAAUAGGAAGAGAUAGAAAAGGAAAAUGUAAGACAAAGACAACACAACUGAAGAUUAUAACUUUCAGUGGGUAUCCUGCCUAUGUUGACAUCUCAGCCAGUUUGGGAAGACAGACACCAUGGAAUGUUAGGUCAUUCCUCCCUUUCCUUCCUUAUUCCUUCUUCCUGACCUUUUAAUUUAUUUAGUACUUUGUUUUCUAAUUUGAAUUCUUUUUCCAUCCUCACUGAAUUUCUUGUAGGCCAAAGCAUUUCUUGAACCAGUUGUCUGUAUGUGUUCCAUCUCAAGAGUUGUUCUUCACACUAACACCUCACUGACUUUGUUACAUUUAACAUAAUGCAACUUCUUCAUGUAGACCAAAUGUGAUGCAACCUAAAAUAAUACUUAACUAAGGUGUAAACUGAGAAAAGCCAUAUCUAUAUGCUUGACUAUUUACAGCAAUCGUGACUUUUUUUUUGAAAUCUCUUCACACUAACCAAGAGCUGCAAAUAAAAAGCACAGCAUCUAUUCUUUAUUAAAAUUUCCAGUCUUUCUUUACGACUUUUAGGAGGAACUGUUAUAUAGCUUAAAGAGUAGACUGUAGUACACAUUGAAAAUUUAUUAGCUACCAUUGAUCACCUAUGUUAUUUCUGGCUGGUAGGAUAUAUUCAGAGCACUUCAGUUAUAAAAAUUGUCACUCUGUGAGAAAAGCUGUAAGAUAGUGUAUAUGAAUCUUGGCAGUAGCUGAGGGUUUCAGUGUACCUAUUCUAGCCCAAAGGAGUUUUCACCUCUUGUUUAUAUGUUGGUAUCAUUGCACUUAAAUAAUACAUUUUUCCACUUUUUUGGCAGGUUUGUUUGAUGCCUGUAUCUCCUGACUCAGCAGUUAGGUGAUGCAGAGCUUCAGUUCUCAUUUGUAAUACUUUAAAAUGCUCUCUUGAAAAGGCUUAUGCUGACUAUCUCAAAUACAGUACUCUACGGUUUCUAUACUUAAAUCAGAAUAUUUUAUUCCUUGACUGUACUGUUAAAUACAGACUGCUGUUUUAUGCAUGAAAUCAACACUUCACAGUCUUACUUUCAAGUUCUGACUAACUGGUGAAGAGUUACGACCACAAGUUCUUAAAUCAGGUUUACAAAAAAAAGUCUUAUAUUCAUCAGCAAACAAGCAUAGAGACCCAGGGGCCAUUGUUAUAAGUACAUUACAAUUCUGGUCUAAAACAUAUGAACUCCAAGAAGAGUCUUCCUCUGCCAAUUCCAUAUUUGGGGAACAGGUAAACUUUUUUUCUUUCCAAGACAUUGCUGAAGUAAGUAAACAAUAUUUUUACCAACAAUUAUUUCUUCAGAAAUUCUCCUGAGAGAUGUCUAAAAAAACAAAAUUCAACCGCAGUGCUGUUAUUUUGAGAUCAUUUACAAGAUAAAUAUAGCAAGUUAGGGUGUGGUUUCUAAAGUUAAAGUGUUUCUACUAAUGCCAUCAGAAACAUCAGAAAAUAAAAUCUUUUGCUGAAAGCUAUAAGUGGGAUACCUAGCUUACAAUUUUUUUGAGUUAGGACACCUGAUUCCUUUGGAUCUUGAUGAUCUGUUCAAUUUUAACCAAUACUAUCUCUCAUAAAAAUAUUUUUUCAAGAUGAGAUAUAUUCUUGUCUUUUGAAGGGAUUUUGUUUUCUCAGUUCAGGUACCAGUGGGUUGUCAACAUCCUACAUGAUGAUGACCUUUCUGACCUUUCAGCCUUAGUAAAAAUGUCAAUAAAGAAUAAGCUUGGAAAUUCUGUGACUUUUUCAUCUGGUCUUUCCUGUCCUGAUUACAAAUCUUUCUGGUCCUGACUAGAGCUGUCAAGUGGUUUGCCAUUAGCAACACAUAUGUUUUCUGCUUAUCACAUGAAAUUUGUUACUUAAGAGUAGUUAGAUGACACCUAUAUAUGUAUGUUUAUGAAUACACUUCAUUACAUUCCAAAUUAAAUUUUCUUUAAAUACCUUUGAUAAUAAAGGAGACAAUAUUUUUAUAUAGACCAACUGAUUCAGGAGGAAGAAACAAGCGGUUCUGCCUUUUCCACCGCAUGGGUUUGUCCGUUUGGUUUGUUCAAUUAAAGGGUCUUCUUCAGGCCCUAUAUUAUUUAUUGUUACAGUUGUUCCAUCUGUUCUGAGACUGUCACAGAUACAGAACUAGAGAAACAAUCACACAUUUCAGUAACUCUGCAUUUUGAUUCCGAUAAAUUUAAAGGAAGAGCCUGGGAUAUAUUCUGCUUCAUAUCUGUUAAUUUGAGUGGACUACUUUCUUAUAAUUACUGAGGAUAACAAGGUAGCUUGAUAAUUAGAAUUCAGUUUAUUGAUAUAAAAAUAUUAUGCAUUGGAUAAAUUAUGUUACAUGUUUCAUCCUGCUUUCAAAUCCUGAAUAGUCCUUUUUAAAAAGCUCUGGCUUUGAAGAUAGGGAUAUCGCACUGUCUUUCUAUGCAUCCGUGUUUUGAAUACAUUUAACAUAGGCCCUUGCAUUAUGCUUAUUCCUUCUAAAUUAAUUAUCAUAUUAUUGUUUUUGUUGUUAAUUCUGUUAAUCAUUUCGAUAACAUAACUCAGAUAUUUAUUCAAAUAGGAAUUCCACUGAAAUAAGAUUUCUAUUAAUGUAUAGUUAACAUGUCUUUAUCAAAAAGUUUUAUUAGUGUGCUGAGGAAUUAUUACAAAACCUAUUUAUACUCACAGCAGCCAUUUGAUGUUACAAGACUCGACAAACAUUCAGAACUCCGCAUAUAACUUAACAAAGUAAUCUGUUCAUACAGAUUAUAUUCAGUACAUCUUAUGACCUGGACCAUAAAGUUCAUAGUCAAUGCUUUGACAGAAAAAAGCACUGCUGAAUCACUGUCUAGUCAUAGGCUGUAGUUGUAAUACUUGUGAAACUUGAGAAGCUUUUUUCAUGUGGUGUUUUAAAUGUCCCAGUGUGCAAGAAAAGGAAAAUUUAACACAGUGUUUAAAUACCUAGCUUAAAGAGGAGACCUGUGUUGUGCUUCUUUUUAUCAUGUAUUUCAUCCCUAAAAAAUCUUAGAAAAUGAAAUGUACAUGAACAAUAUCGUUUCUUACAUUCAAAAAAUAUAAAAAAAUUUAUUUUGGAACAGUAAGUUUGCUUCAUUAAACAUAAAGUAAAUCAGUUGAACUACUGUAUCUGCAGUGUUUUGACAGUAUUUAAGAUUACAUUUGCUAAUAUUUACUGUUGUGGAACUGGAAUUGAAUCUCCCUUUUCUGACUUAAUGUGCUGAAAAAGGCCUUCUUCUACUGAAGUAUUUCUUUGAGUCAAAGAUAAACAUUAGUGCUACCUUCUAAAUCAAAUGACUGGUAAAAUUUUCUUUUAACAUGUUUCUGCUGUAUUCACUGAAAUACUUCUGAUGUUUUGCAAGCUUGUGAAGCAUCAUUUCCGUACAGGCAGUUCUGUCUUUUGAAAAAAGGCUGUAUCUUCAAAAUAUGCACAAAAUAUAUAUUGAACUAUAUAUCUGAAUUUAAACUAAUUUAUUUUAUAAAAAUUCUGACUGUUAAUUAUUUUUCCAAAGGAAGAAGUAUGUUUACUGACAAUAUUGGAAAAUUCUAAUAAGUUAAAUUACUAUUUAUCUCUAUACUGAACAUUCAGCUUGGGGGUUUUUUAAACCAAAAAUUCCUUGUUCAUCCAACUAAGACAGUGAAUAAAGUUGCUAAAAUUGGAAAUAGAGCAGACUGUGCUAAUACAAAAUUAUUGAAAAUUAACAAAUUGAACAAUAAAGAACUGAACACAAAAUCAAACUAAUGAGGGUAUGUAUUCUUCCAAAUGUUAAUUACCAUUUCCUGGAAUUGUUUAAGUUCAGCCUGAAAUAUGACAUAGGUGAAAAAAAAAAGAAACUUUAUUGGAGAGUUUGUAUUUGUAUGUUCUGAAUAACAUUUACUGGUUUAAACAACAGUUUUAGUACCUCUCUUUAGGGACAUGUUUAAGCUGAUGUUUAAGAUCUCUGUUUACUUUAAGAAUUGCAUUUUAGCACAUUGCAGUUUUGUAAAGCCACCAAAGGCAAUGAGGUUCUGGGGAUAAUAUGAAAACAUCAUCUCAGUGAUAUUAAUACUUAAGCUGACUGACAGCAUUGGUUUUAGUGCUCUUCUGGAAGAAAACUUCUGUAACCUGGGGAACAUGUAACUUAUCUCCUCUGAAGUUAGUUUUUCAUCACAAUCUUCUAGUCACUAGUUAGAAAGCUCUCCCCGUGGAAAGAAAGCUCACCCCAGGGUGUUAUUAUUACAAGUUUUAAGGUGGAUCAGGCUGCAACAUGGAAUGAUCUUUUAACAUUUCUUUUUCCUUUUCAUAGGACGUUAAAAUCUUUCUCCAAAGACCUAAACAAGCACAUCCUACUGAUGGGGGGGAAAAAGCGUUAAAACAUCAUUAAAGCAUACAUUAAAAACAUCAAUGUAUGAAAAACUGUUGUUCAUGAACAUUAAGAAAUAUUUUUUUUAAGUUAGUAAGAAAUGUGUCUUACAUCUCCAGUCCUCUCUUCCAUGAGUGAGGUUUUUUUGUUUAUUGUUGUGAGAGCAAAAUCCCAUUGCAAUUACACAUUUUCUGUUACUUUAAAUUUAAAAAAACACCCAAAACCAACAGGAAAAGUUAUGGCUUGCUCAUGUCAAAUAGUCUAAUGAUAUUUCUAAAUAAUAUUAAACCAAUUUCUGAAUGUAAAUAGAGAUGAUAAUGUGUUCAUUAAGAGUUGGUUUAAGAAAAGAUGUCCAGUUCUUCUAAGUAAACUAAGAUAUCUGCUCACUUUUUGUUAUGUGUAUAGUUUAAUAUUUAGUUAAGUAAAUAUUAUAAUCAAUUCUUUAAAACAUGUUGCAAUUUGUAGCAAAUAAAAUAAGUAAAUGAAAACACUGCUUUUUUAAAGAUCAGCAUCAACCACCAAAAGGGCAUGAAAAUGGGGUGCCUGUUGGCAGCGGAGAUGAUGACUCUUUGCUAUUCAACCUUUCUAUUUCUAACCUUCCACUACAUCUCAGUUCUGCUACCACGUACUAAAAAUCUACAGGCUUUUCCUCCACUGCAGCACCAGGCAGAGCCCAGUGGUGUGGGUGGCACAGGAUCACCUCCGCUCACAGCAUGUGGCAUAGACAUGCAGCAGCAGGGCAAGCAGCACAACAUUUGUGGUUCCACCGCUAAUUUUGCACAUCACAUCAGUGGCUACAAGAAUAAGGGGAGUUCCACACCACUGUUUUCAGUAAUUGACCAAGAGUCCUUUUUUUAUUCACAUGGUAUAUUCAAGGACACCGUGUUCUCCAGACAAAUGUUGCAGAUUUUCAUGUGUGAUGCGUAUUUGUCUAAAACUCUCUAUGGCAUACCAUGACACCUAGAGGAUGUUGCCUUCUCUGGCAGAUUAAGCAGAGUCUUGGUCAAAUGCUCUCAUUUAUGGCUGAAGUGGUUGUUUCUUCUUCUAUAUCAAGUGUGACUGUUACUGUUUUUUUCUGGAAUUGUUCUGGAAUAGAUUUCAAAUAAAUUUUCCUGUUGUUAGGA